GCAUACUAGUCUUCGAGCACACUGAGCACCUGAUGCAUGUGGAGACCGUGGUGACGCAUCCCAACUACAACGAGGAGACGCUGGACUACGACAUCAUGCUUGUCAAGUUGGCCCAGCCUGUGCAGCGUGAUGCCAAUGUGCAGCCUGUCGCCCUGCCCACGGCCUGCGCCAUGGCCGGCACCUCCUGCGUGAUGUCGGGCUGGGGCAACACCCAGAGCAACGGAAUUCUUGGCUCUGACCAGCUGCGGUGCGUGGAGGUCCCGAUCCUGAGUCACCAGGUGUGCGAGGACGCCUACCCUAACAGGGUCACCAGCACCAUGCUGUGCGCCGGGCAUCUGCAGGGUGGCAAGGAUGCCUGCGAGGGUGAUGCUGGCGGGCCACUGGUCUGUGCCGGAGAGCUGCAGGGCAUCAUGUCCUGGGGCUUUGGCUGGGCCCAGAAGAACUACCCUAGUCUCUACACCAAGGUCUGCGACCUGCUGCCCUGGAUCCAGGACACCAUGGCCACCCGCUAGCUGGGAUGGGGCAGCGCUGCCAGCUGGGGAGUGGGCAGGGCAUCCUGGCACCCAGGAAGACACAGCACACACAUGUCCCGUGUGCGUGGCUGGCUGUCCUGGCACCGGGAUGUGCCUUGCGCUGUCUCUCCCCAAUAAACCCCAUCUUG
This is a messenger RNA of Alligator sinensis (Chinese alligator), 661 nucleotides long. Its product is annotated as anionic trypsin-1-like. Bases 33 to 512 code for a protein of 159 amino acids. Gene Ontology annotation, molecular function: serine-type endopeptidase activity. NCBI's taxonomy places the organism in Eukaryota, Metazoa, Chordata, Crocodylia, Alligatoridae. The record is from RefSeq and is a predicted model, not a curated record. The transcript has 4 exons. Gene Ontology annotation, biological process: proteolysis.